This is a messenger RNA of Microthlaspi erraticum, 1302 nucleotides long. Lineage: Eukaryota; Viridiplantae; Streptophyta; Magnoliopsida; Brassicales; Brassicaceae. The record is from the annotation of a GenBank genome assembly.
AUGACUCGCGGGUCGAUUUUAAUCUUGUGUCUGCUUCUAAUUUCCCACUUCGCUUCUGCAAAAGUUUUGUUGAUCGGGAAGAACACAUCUCUCUCCUUCGACGACAUCCAAGCCAAUUUCACUCCGAUGAUUAAGAAAUCGGAUCAAUCUGGUGUAUUGUACGUAGCAGAGCCACUCAAUGCUUGUUCCGAUUUGGUUAACACAGUGACUGUGGAAGAAGGACCAACUGUAGCUCCUCCGUAUGUGUUGAUUAUCCGCGGCGGCUGCAGUUUCGAAGCCAAGAUUAGACAUGCUCAGAAAGCUGGAUAUAAAGCUGCUAUUGUCUAUGACUAUGAAGAUUAUGGCUUCUUAGUCUCAAUGGCAGGGAACCCCUCUGGUGUAGUGAUAUACGGAACGUUUGUGUCAAAAGCAACAGGGGAAGCACUCAGAGAGUAUGUAGGUCGUACCGAUUUCGAGCUUUGGUUCAUGCCAAGCUUCGAGACAUCAGCGUGGUCAAUCAUGGCUAUCUCCUUCAUAUCACUCCUGGCAAUGUCUGCUGUGCUCGCCACUUGCUUCUUCGUCCGUAGGCACAGAGUUAGGCGCAGGCGGAUUCGGUCUCUGAAUGGCAGAGACUUUCCUCGUAUGGGGAUAAACUCGCUAAGAAGCAUGCCUACAACGAUCUUCAACGGUGUUUGCGAAGAAGCUUCCACUUCUGUUUCUUGCGCUAUAUGUAUUGAGGACUAUCGCAUUGGAGACAAGCUUAGGAUCUUACCUUGCCAUCACAAGUUUCAUGUUGGAUGCGUUGACUUGUGGCUUGGCCAGAGGAGAUCCUUUUGCCCUGUUUGCAAACGAGACGCAAGAACCAUCAGCAACGAUACGCCUGCAACGGAGCACACGUACUUGCUUUCUCCUGGCUCGACUCCUACGUCAUCUUUUCUCUUGUCAUCACCUUCCUCAACACCGUUGCAGUCAUCUUAUGAUCUUCCCUCAUCAUCAUCCACCACAAUGCAGCAACACACAGUCCCUAUGUGUCUCUCCCACUCUCCCUCCCACGCAAGCUUCCAAACCGGGUCAUACGGACGUUCCCCGCCUAUACCGGUUAGCCGAAGUUCAGUAGAUCUCAGGAACGCCAUUUCACAAAGAUCUUACAACUCGCCUCGCUCUGUUCACUCAAGAUAUACGCACAGGUUUAGCCCCGGAAAUGCGUCAAGGAGCUGGGUUGUUGGGUCGUUGUCAAGCCAGAGGGAGCAUUCACUUCAUGUAAAUGACUCCCGGAGGUCUCUCCCGCACUUUUCUUCAGCGAGCUCGCUACCAGGAUGUUGA